GUGAAAUAGACGGUUUCGAUGCCGUUUCGGAUGAAGUAGUUGCACCGCUGCCUGUUGCCACCGAACUUGUGUCAGAAGUAGUAGCGAGUACUCCAUGUCCCGCGGAAAUCCUCCUCGUCUACGCGGAUGGCGCCUACUGAUGUGCGACAGUGUAAGUUGUCAGAACGACAACUUCACGUCAUGUCCCGAUGGAAUUGAUUGUGUCAAUACCUUUGACGCGGAGGGUGUGGUAGUAGAGUCGGUGGCCGUCGAUGCGGCUAGCGAGGCCGAUGAAGUUGUGCCGGCUACGGAAUCUAUUCCAAGUGCACAGGAAACUGAUACCGCGCGUGAAAUAGUGGACACCUCUAGCGAUGCCAUUAUCCCCGACACCAUUUCGGAUGUAGACUAG
Molecule: messenger RNA, 388 nt
Organism: Sphaeroforma arctica JP610
Lineage: Eukaryota; Ichthyosporea; Ichthyophonida
Exons: 2
Coding region: 95-388 (97 amino acids)
Source: RefSeq, a predicted model, not a curated record